Messenger RNA from Sipha flava (yellow sugarcane aphid), 1803 nucleotides. It is a transcript of the gene Adss, whose product is annotated as adenylosuccinate synthetase. Lineage: Eukaryota; Metazoa; Arthropoda; Insecta; Hemiptera; Aphididae. The record is from RefSeq and is a predicted model, not a curated record. Gene Ontology annotation, cellular component: cytoplasm. Gene Ontology annotation, molecular function: adenylosuccinate synthase activity; GTP binding. Bases 440 to 1747 code for a protein of 435 amino acids. Gene Ontology annotation, biological process: IMP metabolic process; 'de novo' AMP biosynthetic process. The transcript is spliced from 10 exons.
GCGUCAUCACCAUCGUCUUCUUUCGCGCACGCGGCGGCGCGAAUACCGAACGCACGCACGCACGCACGGGACGGUACCUACCGGCGAUGCCACCGCGCGCCAUCCGACCCCUCCCCGUUUCCGCUCCGCCAGGUCGGUCAACCGCGCACCGCGGCCGCUGCUGUCGACGGUUCGCGCGCGCGGUCCUCGUCGUUUAGUCGUUUGUCCGGUGCACACACCGACCGUCGUUGCUCCGGCGCUGCUGUCGAAACACACCGGGGACACCGAUCCUCGUGCGAAAUGACCGGCCGGCCGUCGACAUCACGCGCAUAACACGUUUAACAUCGAUCGAGUCUCGUCGAAUUUCGCGCGCACCUACGACGUCCAGACGUCGUCCGGAUACUCGGUAAGUCGCCAGUUGUUUAUUUCGUUCACACGUUUUCCGAACCCCACGUCGAUCAUGUCCAACGGCGACGUCGAGAGAAAAGCCGCCAACAAGGUGACCGUGGUGCUGGGCGCCCAAUGGGGCGACGAGGGCAAGGGCAAAGUGGUCGACAUGUUGGCCACCGACGUAGACCUCGUGUGCCGGUGUCAGGGAGGUAACAAUGCAGGUCAUACUGUUGUAGUGGACAAUAAGGAAUUUGAUUUUCAUUUGUUGCCUAGUGGAAUCAUCAAUCCAAAUUGUAAAUCUGUUAUUGGCAAUGGAGUUGUUAUUCAUCUCCCUGGAUUAUUUGAUGAAUGCAGUAAAAAUGAGAAGAAAGGUCUAUUGGAUUGGAAGAAACGAUUGUUGAUUUCUGAUCGUGCUCAUCUUGUGUUUGAUUUUCAUCAGCAAGUGGAUGGUCUCCAAGAAAUGGAAAAAGGAAAAAAGUCUUUGGGAACUACAAAAAAAGGUAUUGGACCUACUUAUGCUUCUAAGGCAACUAGAAAUGGUUUAAGAUUAGCUGAUUUGCUUGGGGAUUUCAACUCAUUCAAAGAAAAAUUUUACAACUUGGUUGAUGUACAUAAACGAAUGUUCCCAUCUUUAGAAGUUAAUACUGAAGAAGAACUAAAAAAAUAUGAAUAUUAUGCUAAUGAAUUAAGGCCAUUAGUUGUAGAGACAGUUGGAUAUUUGCAUUCCGCAUUAAAAGAAGGAAAACGUAUUUUGGUGGAAGGUGCUAAUGCUGCUAUGUUAGAUAUUGAUUUUGGUACUUAUCCAUAUGUAACAUCAUCAAAUUGUAGUAUUGGUGGUGUUUGCACUGGUCUUGGCUUACCUCCCUCUGCGAUUGGUGAUGUUAUUGGAGUUGUUAAAGCAUAUACUACAAGAGUUGGCGAUGGUCCAUUUCCCACUGAAAUGAUAAAUGAAGUUGGUGAGAAACUCCAGGAUAUUGGAAACGAAAUUGGUGUUACAACUAAGCGUAAACGUCGUUGUGGUUGGUUGGACAUCCCACUGCUUAAAUAUACAUCUAUGGUUAAUGGAUAUACUAAAAUUUGUUUGACCAAACUUGACAUAUUAGAUACUUUUGAUGAAGUUAAAAUUGGAAUUGAAUAUCAGUUAAAUGGAAAAACACUCAAUUAUUAUCCGUCCAGUUUGUCUGAACUAUCGUUGGCUGAGGUUAAAUAUUUAACUUUGCCUGGUUGGAAAACAAACAUUAGUGGUAUAAGGCAUUUUGAUGAUUUGCCAGAGAAUGCUAGAAAAUUUGUUUUUGCCAUUACUGAACUUCUUGAAGUACCUGUUAAAUGGGUUGGAGUUGGUCAAGGAAGAGAAUCUAUAAUAAAUGUUGAUUAUUGAUUUGAUUUGAUUUUUAAUUAUUUAAUGAAAAAAUGCUAAUUUAAUUUUUCCAAAUG